Messenger RNA from Eriocheir sinensis (Chinese mitten crab), 2704 nucleotides. RefSeq lists its product as uncharacterized. The record is from RefSeq and is a predicted model, not a curated record. Bases 489 to 1673 code for a protein of 394 amino acids. NCBI's taxonomy places the organism in Eukaryota, Metazoa, Arthropoda, Malacostraca, Decapoda, Varunidae. The transcript is spliced from 9 exons.
AUGCUGCUGCUGCUGGGACUGAGUGAUGAAGCAAAUGAGAGAAUUACAGAAGCCAUGAGGAGUUUUCUGGAAAAGAUGUGAAGUGCAAGAAAUAGGGAAUUGGAAGACUUUAAUGGAUAUAAACUGCUUGUUUUGUUUUUAUUUUUACAGGUUGUGCCGAUAUGAAGGCCUGACUCUCCAACGGGUCACCUGUACAGCAAGAGCAAGAGCAAGAGGUAAACAAACACACGCCUCGGCGGCUGGUGGUGAGUGCGUGGCUUAACCAGUCCCCAAGCGGCCCAAAACAACAACAACAACAACUAGUCCCCUAUAACACUGAACAACAAGAAGAGUGGUGGGCGGCCCGCUGCACGCCAGGCCAGUGACUCAAGGCGUGAACACUAGCGUGGUGAGUAAGCUGGUGGUGAGUGGUGGGCGGGACGCUGCAGCCCAGGCCAGUGUGUGCCGGUGACUCAAGGCGUGAACACUAGCGUGACCGAGUCCACACCAUGAAGGGCUCAGACGAGAGGAACUGGAGGCUGCUGGCCCUGCUCUACCGCCACGGCGGGGACCCCAACGUGCUGAAGAACGUGGUGCCGGAGUGGGGCCCGGAGAGGCUGGAGCACUUCCUGAGGUGCCAGCGACUCACCUCUCAAAGGAGAACAUGCCGAAGUGUCUACCCCAAAAUGACGCCAUGGAGGGGCCUGGGCUCAAAAAACAGUGUCGGUAUUCUGAGCCAGGUGGAGCAAAACAGGGGCGCCACAGUGAACGAGACCCCGAGGGCCAUGCAGUUCCUCUCACAAUGGCAGGCACACAUCCACAAUGUCCAGAGGGUCCAGGGCACCACCAUAAAGAAGAAGAAGAAGGGACGCUACUCGAAGGACUUCUGCCCGGCGGAUCACGGGCCCCUCCUGAGCAAGGCAAUGCUCAUCAUUUCCCAAGAGGAGGAACACCCCAAGCCUUCCUCCAGCUCCGAGCCUGACUACAGCGAAAUAUAUAGAUACCUCUCUCAGCUGUUGGCGGGACAGGAGCCAACCCAGCUGAGCCAGGGCAGCGCUGCAAAGGUUUUGGAGGUGAUGGAGAAGGUGCAGCUGCUGGCAAGCCACAGCCUGGACCUGAAAAAACUGUACCACCACUUGAGCCAAAACAUGGCCUCGUACCUCCAGCCCUGGAGUAAGAAGGGAGCAGACUCCUCUCCCAGCACCUUACCACAGGGGGAGAGUUCCAGCACCUUGCCACAGGGGGAGAGUUCCAGCUCCUUACCACAGGGGAAGAGUUCCAGCACAUUACCACCAGGGGAGAGUUCCAACACCUCACCACAGGGGGAGAGUUCCAGCACCUUACUACAGGGGGAGAGUUCCAGCACCUUGCCACAGGGGGAAAGUUCCAGCACCUCACCACAGGGGGAAAGUUCCAGUGCCUCAUCACAGGGGGAGAGUUCCAGCGCUGAGAUGGAUGAGUGCCCACUGUUUCUCGAGGUGGAGGACCAGUUGAGGACCAGCUCCAAGGACCUGGCGGGCCAUGACCCUCGCUGUGAGGAGGUGAAAGAGAGACUCACAGAGAAGUGCCAGAAGAAGCAGGAAGCAAGGAGCCUCCGCAUCUCAGAGCUGCCUGGCCUCAACCCCUUCAUGCUGCCACCUCGCCUGCUGCACAAACCCGUGGGCGAUGCCGUGAGUGCCCUGCUGGAGCGUUAGUGUGCUGCCGCUGCCUACGCCCCUUGUCGCCGCACCUACCGAGGCCGCAGACCGUUAGUCGGCUCGGUCAGUACAGAUCUCACCUUCCAGAGCGGAAAUCCCUUCACUCAGUUUGAUUUUGUAAUUGUUUAGGUUACGGCAGACUCUUCAGACGUGGUACUGGUGUUCAUUAACGGCUGUGUGGCCAGUUUGGCUUUUAAUUCCAUUUUUUUGGAUGAGUUGUUAGCCAGAAGUAUUGGAUUUCCCCAGAGUUGAGUUGACAUGCCACAAACUCAGUCGUAAAAAGUCACAUAAAAAUGGACAAAACCAACUCUCCGCGCCCUGAGACACGGGUCAGAGGGACAAAGCAGCCACACUGUUGUUGCCAAGACCAAUACAACGUUUGAAUAACCAGGCGCUGCUCUUCAAGGCGCUUUUCUCACGCAGUAAAGGAAGCAAAGGUUUGCCUGAUCCCCUUUGGGUUUUCUGUGCAUUACAUUUUUCAAGACACCCGCCACCAGUGUGUAAGUACCGGUACCACACUCCGGGCUGCCCGGACCACUUCACUCACCACUUUGUCCACAAUCUGAGCUGUGCUGAAAGAGACUGAAUUAUAAGCAUUAUAAAGUUGUGACUCCAACUCCGACUCUGGCCCCCUUGCCCCUCCUCCUCUACUGCAAAUCAUUUUUUUAUUAUUAUUAUUAUUUUUUUUUUUUUUUUUUUUUUAGGUGCUGCCUGUAGUGCCAUUAGACACUCUUGAGGUCCUUUUCUUACAUUUAUUUACAUCCAGAUUACAUGUACUCUAUAUAGACAGCGUCCAGUACACAAUAUAAACUAUAAACUUACUUUUGUUAGGCUCGUCGUUAUUUUUAUACGUAUUUUUUAAUUUCCGCCUCUACUAACGGACUUUUGGCACCUUGGGAGCAAGGUCCCCCAGUUAGUCUGCAAAACUGAGGGUUUACUAGCAGGUCCUGCCCUAACGUCAUUUUGUUUAAAGUAGUUUCGUUACAACGUUUUGAUAGAAAUGUAAAAUAAAAAGAAAUGAAAACAUG